AUGACUCAGAAACUCAACAGAACUGCAUUGAGCUCCGGAUGGACGUUGUUCGAAACCGAUGCCCAAACCAAAGACGAGAUUCCUGUCAGGACCGUACCGUCUGUGGUCCAUCUUGACCUGAUCGAAGCGCAACGGAUACCUGAUCCGUUCAUCGGUUUCAACGAGCUCGAGGUCCAAUGGGUUGCCGAGAGAAAAUGGACAUACCGAACCACUGUCAAACGACCGGACGUGCGAGAAGAGACCCGGAUGGCCCUUGUCUUUGAGGGCCUCGACACCUUUGCAGACGUCAAGCUGAAUGGCAGGAGUGUCCUACACUCGGAAAACAUGUUUCUUUCCCAUCGAUGCGACGUGACGGACCUGCUGAAGCCCGACGUCGACAACGAAUUGCGCAUCGACUUUGGCUCGGCGCUUCUGAAGGGUCGGGAGAUCGAGAAACAGCAUCCCGAGUACGACUUCAAGAGCGUGGCCUCCAUCCCGGGAGAGAACGGACGAGUCGGCGUGCGCAAGGCACAAUACCAUUGGGGCUGGGACUGGGGUCCAGUGCUCAUGACUGCUGGACCAUGGCGACCCAUAUGGCUCGAAACUUAUCAAUCCCGCAUUUCGAAUGUCUGGUUUGACAUACAAGUCAGCAACGACAACCAAUCCGCUUCGGGCCAGAUUUUUGUUUCAAGCGAGGGUCGCUCAAAGAGCGUGAAGAUUGAGGUGACACAAGAUGGAACGGCUGUCUUCGAGCAAGAAGCACAGACAGGCGCAGAUGGCUUGAACGCGGUCAAUAUCACACUUGAGAAUCCGAAGCUCUGGUACCCUAACGGUUACGGUUCUCAGCCGCUGUAUGAAGUCCGGGCUCGACUUUCCGACGAUGCCGGACUCUUGGAUGAAGUCGUCAAGAAGACUGGCAUCCGACGAGCCGAGCUCAUUCAGGACGAAGAUGAGAUUGGUGAAAGCUUCUAUUUCAGGGUGAAUGGGGUCGAUGUCUUUGCAGGCGGUUCGAACUGGAUUCCUGCAGACAACUUCUUGCCUCGUGUAACAGAACAGAAGUACAGGGACUGGCUGCAGCUUGUAAUCGAAGGUGGGCAGAACAUGGUUAGAAUCUGGGGUGGCGGCAUCUAUGAAGACGACAAAUUCUACGACACUUGCGAUGAAUUAGGUAUCAUGGUCUGGCAAGACUUCAUGUUUGCCUGCGCCAGCUAUCCUACCUAUCCCGAAAUCCUGGCAUCGAUUGAGGAAGAAGCUCGAUGCAAUCUCCGCCGCCUGCGACACCAUCCGUCAAUCGUGCUGUACGCUGGCAACAACGAGGAUUAUCAGAUGCAGGAGAUGUGGAAACUUGACUAUGUCAAAGAGGAUAAAGACCCACAAUCUUGGUUGAAGUCGACCUUCCCAGCGAGGUAUAUCUACGAGAAGCUUCUACCCGACGUUGCCGUUGAAGGCGCACCAGACGUCGCUUACUGGCCGUCUUCGCCUUUCUCGAGAGGCGAGCCAUGCAACGACCUGAAAAUAGGAGAUGUACACCAAUGGAACGUCUGGCACGGGGCCCAAGAGAAGUAUCAAGUGUACGAGCAGAUUGGUGGCCGUUUCAACAGCGAGUUUGGCCUCGAGGCCUUUCCAGCAUUGCAGACGAUCAAAGACUUCGUCUCCGACCCAGCAGAUUUGCAUCCGCGGUCGGCAGUCAUGGACUUUCACAAUAAGGCGGAAGGCCAUGAGCGCCGUAUUGGCCUGUAUCAAGCUGAGAACUUCCGGCCAGUAUCGAACUUAGAGAGUUUCGUGUACCUCACCCAAGUCUCCCAAAGCGAAGCCAUGUACUUUGCGUAUAAGCCCUGGCGACGCCAAUACGGGGAGAGCCGACAUUGUGGAGGUGCUCUCGUCUGGCAGAUCAAUGACUGUUGGCCGUGCACAUCGUGGGCAUUGGUAGAUUACCAUCUCCGCAAGAAGCCUGCUUUCUACACUAUCGCACGCUGCCUCGCACCUGUCGCCGUGGGGGUGCAGCGCGAGUACCGCGAUUGGAGUGUCAUGCACGCGCGUCCCGCGAAGACGACGAAGUGGAAGCUCUGGGUGGCCAGCAGCCGGCUUGAAUCGUUCGAGGCACAGGUCGAGUUACGAUUCGUGUCUAUCAAAACAGGCAAAGAGAUCAAACCAGCGUGGAAGAAGACCUGCAGAGUCGUUCAAAACGGAACUACAGCUUUGCUCGAGGGCGAGACACAAAACGAGAAAGAGGAACCUCAUGUCCUUGCUGCUCGUGUUGAUGUCGAUGGAGUCUGCAUUGCCCGUGACACCGACUGGCCCCAGCCUUUGAAGUAUCACUCAUUCGAGGACCGCGGGCUGCUUAUCACGAAGUCCGGCAAAAAGCUGAGGAUCUCCGUCGAAAAGCCCGUCAAGGCGCUGGUGGUUGAUGAGAUUGACGGGGUAAAAUUCAGCGACAACUGCUUAGACGUUGUGCCAGGCGACGAACAGACAAUCGAGAUCAAACAAGGAGAUGUGGAUGCCGAUGGUCUGGUUUGGCGGUAUCUUGGAUUCGAGGAGGGGGUGCGCGGCGCACAGAGGGAGUCAAAAAUUUGA
Molecule: messenger RNA, 2553 nt
Organism: Cladophialophora carrionii CBS 160.54
Lineage: Eukaryota; Fungi; Ascomycota; Eurotiomycetes; Chaetothyriales; Herpotrichiellaceae
Exons: 7
Coding region: 1-2553 (850 amino acids)
Biological process (GO): glycoprotein catabolic process; carbohydrate metabolic process
Molecular function (GO): beta-mannosidase activity
Source: RefSeq, a predicted model, not a curated record